AUGGUCGCGAUUAAGGAGAAGCUAAAAAUUGAAAUUGUUGAACAUAAUAAUGAAGUUCUUCCAAUAUUAAUUCGUGAUAUUGGGGUAAAUUUAAGAUCAGGAGAAGAUGUUGCAUUAGUUAGAUUUGAUAGUUAUGCAGAUUUACUAGCACCAAAAGACGUGAAAGCUGAUGAAAUCGGAACACUAAAUCAUCUUGUAGAUUCGAUUACGAAUCAAUCAUGGAUACUUCCAGCUGUUUAUCGAGGUUAUAUAACAAAAAUAUUUUGGUUUAAACCACCUUGGGCUCAUCAAUUUCAAGAUGGAAAAUAUCCAUUGCAAGUUGGCAAAUGUCAACAAACUGGAGUAUUAAAAGUGACUUCAACGAACCCAUAUUUUACUUCCAAUUGUGUUUAUGCAUCAAUGGAUAAACUUUCAAAUAUGCAUACAGUUGAUGUAUACGUAUCUACAACUGGCCUAGCAAAAAACUAUUCAACAAUCAUAGAAAAAUCUCAUCCAUCAAUUUACGAUAAUGAAAGUGGCAGUGAAAGUCUUGAUGCUGAUAAUCGAAAAAAACCAAAAUUAUCCAAUGACAAUAACCAUGAAGAUAGUUCAACGGUACAACGAGUAUAUCCACUUGAUGCAACACUUAUUGAUCAAUUACUUGAAACAAGACAAUUUAUCAUGGAUAUUAAUUUAUCAUUUUUUUCCACCGACGAUUAUAUUCGUAAACAAUUAGAUGAAAAUGAAUAUGAAAUUCUUCGUUAUGUUUAUACACGUAUUGUACAAGAUCGUACGGAUACUGAAAUUCAACGAUAUAUAACAGCACGUGAAAGUGCAUUAGAACAGAUUCGUACGUGUAUGGAUGAAUAUUUAACUGAACCAAAGCUCGAUCAGCCAAUACUUAUUGAUAAUCCAUAUUUAUCAGCAUUGAUCUCAAUUAUACGUUUAAAAAAAUUAGAUUGGAAACUAAUUCAUAGUUAUGGCAUGCAUCUGUCAGAUACAAGACCGCCAUUACAUGUUUCAUCAGAAGAAAUGGUUAUUUAUUUACAUGAAGCUAUGGCAAAAGUUUUACAAUCAAUUAAAAAAAACCCUAUUCUCAUUACUAUUUCAAGAUGCGUUGAUGAUGGUUAUUGUUCAUCGGAUCAAGCUGAUUUAAUUCAAAGAUAUGUUGAAAAAAAACUUCGAAAACUAUAUAAAAUCGAUGAAACUGUAGGGAAAAGUUUAUUAACGAAUGAUGAUAAUGAUGAUGAAUUCGAUGAAGAUGUUAUUAAGGAUAGAAAGUCGUUGGUUAUAUCCGAUGAUGAAAAUAGUGGUUUAUCAACAAAUGGUAGAACCAAUCGGCCACUCCUUAAAAAUGAAAAAUCUCUCACAAAUGAAACUACGAGUUCUGGUAAACAUAUAUCAUUACACAAUGAUAAUAAUGCUGCGCUUUCGCCAUCUAUAAGCACACAUAGUAGACAUUUAUCUUCACUAUCUAUCCCAUCGCCGACAAAAGGUAAUUCAUCACCAGGUGAAUUAACAAAAGCAAUGUCGCCAUCGUCACUUUCUGAAGCAUCUCCUAUAUUAGAUUAG
Rotaria socialis is the source of this 1551-nucleotide messenger RNA. NCBI's taxonomy places the organism in Eukaryota, Metazoa, Rotifera, Eurotatoria, Philodinida, Philodinidae. The record is from the annotation of a GenBank genome assembly.